Messenger RNA from Fraxinus pennsylvanica, 774 nucleotides. NCBI's taxonomy places the organism in Eukaryota, Viridiplantae, Streptophyta, Magnoliopsida, Lamiales, Oleaceae. The record is from the annotation of a GenBank genome assembly.
AUGAGAGUUCUGUUGGUCGGAAGUAAUGUUUUUGGGACACUGGGUGGGUCAAGGAAGAAUCAGAAUGGAUGGAAAGAAGGUGAAUGCUAUCAUGGAGUGGCCAAGUCCAUCCAAGGCAAGCAGAAUCAAGUUGCUGAUCCACUCAUUCGGAAGUCCGUGGAAGCUUAUGUGUCGGCUUUGAUGAUAGUCGAAUCAGAUUUUCUUGACAAAAUCAAACAGUGGGCUGAGAAAGAUGUUGCCUAUACCAAGCUAUUGCAAGAAAUUAAAGAUGGCGUGGUGAGACGAUGUUGGAUUGAAGACGGUUUGAUCUAUGCCAAAAUUAGCAGAUUGUAUGUGCUUUCAGGUGGGGGACUGAGGCAGAUAGUGUUGAAGGAAACUCAUGAUCCGCUAUGGGCAGGCCAUCCGGGCAUUGAAAGGAUGCUGGCUUUGCUUUCAAAAUCAACGGCCCUAGCAGUCGAUUUCUAUGGAUUUCAUUUCUGGUUUCCCGAAGCUCCGCAUGAGUGCACUAUGGACGGUGCUGUUGGAUUGUACUUAAAAAACGUGGUAAAGUACUUUGGAAUACCCGAGGAUAUUGUGAGUAAUCGGAAUUCUCGGUUUACAGCCAGUCAGAAGAACUGGGUUGUCUUACUUGAUACAGAUCAGUUUUACUACAAUCUGCACCAAUCAUCUGCUACGGGGAUGUGUCUGGCCGAGUUAACCAUGAGAUAUAUACUCAAGACUUCUCUCGAGAUUGUGAAAGAAGGGGGACGCAGUGUAUGUCUAGCUGCUUUUUGA